CUCUGAGGUUCAGGCAUGGCAGCUCCGGGAGCAUUUCUGCUCGGCGUUUGCGCCCUUAUGCUGGCGAUCGCCGUGGCCAAUGCAGAGGCGGCGUCCGUCGUCGUCGGCCUGGCCAAGUGCGCCGACUGCACCAGGAAGAACAUGAAGGCCGAGGAAGCUUUCAAAGGUCUUAAGGUGGCGAUCAAGUGCAAGAACGUCCACGGCGACUACGAGAGCAAGGCGGUGGGCGGCCUCGACAGCACCGGCGCAUUCAGCGUCCCCCUCGCGGCUAACCUCCAGGGCGCCGACUGCGUUGCCCAGCUUCACAGCGCCGCCUCCAACACGCCGUGUACCGGGCAGGAGCCGUCCAAGGUCGUCCCCGUCUCCGGAGGAACCACCUACGGGGUCGUCGCUGGCGCCAAGACUGCCACCGCAUCACCAGAGUGCGCGUCAGUGACUAUGUGCGGGCCGAUGAAGAAGCAUAUUCUCGAGCAUUUUCAUCACAAGAAGCCCGUGCCACCAAAGCCGGAGCCCAAGCCCCAACCUCACCCAGACUACCACCCAAAACCCGUGCCACCCAAGCCGGAGCCCAAGCCACAACCUCACCCAGACUACCACCCUGUACCUCCCACUCCCACGUACGGUGGUGGAGGUGGACACCCUUCCACUCCGAUCUACCAUGCGGAGCCGUCGAUGACUGUUGUGGGACCGAUCAAGAAGCACAUCCUCGACCACUUUCACCACAAGAAGCCUGUGCCACCUAAGCCGGAGCCAAAGCCUCAGCCCCACCCGGACUACCACCCAGUCCCUCCCACUCCUACCUACGGCGGAGGACACCCUUCGUCUUCAACUCCGAUCUACCACGCUCCCGCCCAACACUGAAAUCGAUGUGAUUUGUUCAUGGUAAGAUCAGUGAGUGACUGGUCGACGUUGUUGCUGUUUAUGGUCGAUCAGCUUGCACGCAUGGGUUGUGCCAUUGGCUUCCCUGUUAGUAUCCGAGAAUUCAGAAUAACAAUUUGUGAGUGAAGGUACUAAGGGAUUAGUGUGUGGGUGUUGUGUAUGUCCCCGGCAAGUGGCCAAAUGUUUUUUUAGG
Molecule: messenger RNA, 1072 nt
Organism: Lolium rigidum
Lineage: Eukaryota; Viridiplantae; Streptophyta; Magnoliopsida; Poales; Poaceae
Product: proline-rich protein 4-like
Exons: 3
Coding region: 16-861 (281 amino acids)
Source: RefSeq, a predicted model, not a curated record